AUGUCUGCCGCCCAGGACUUCCAGAUCACCGCCCCCCAAAUCUCCGAAUCUCUUCGCAAGGAGCUCGAGACCAAGGAAGGAGCCAAGAAUGUCCGCCUCAACCGAUUCCAGGUCAAGGAGACUUUGGCGUACCUCGAUGAGUUGAGGACCAAGGUCAAGGAUAUCGACAGCUUUUGGCUGAUCGCCUUGAUGAGCCACGAAGCUGUCGCUGCCCACCUCACCGCCAAGGUGGACCAACACGCGCUCUCUUUCCUCCAGGAUGUCGAGCUCAAGCAGGACGUCAACGAUUUCCGACCCUUUGAGCUUGUCUUCCACUUUAAGGAGAACCCUUACUUUACCAACAAGUCUAUUUCCAAGAAGUACUCUUUGGGUCCGGACACGAAGCCUGUCACUGGAGAGGACGUCUCUGAAGAGCUCACCGAGUUUGACGAAGACUCUCUUGUCGUCGAGCCAACGACAAUCGACUGGAAGCCCAACCAGGACCUCACUGCCCAAUUCCCCCGCAAAAUGCAGGGCGAGGCUGCCGGUAACGGCGAGGCCGAUGAUCUGGAGGAUGGAUUCGAGGGCGAUCCCGGAACUUUCUUCUGGUACUUUGUCGAGAAGAUGGACAUGUUCAACUUCGGUUUCAUCCUCAAGGAUGACAUCCUUCCCGACGCUUUUGCCUACUUUGAUGGUCGAGGCGCCGCAAACGCUUCCGACAUGAUCGACAGCGAGGACGAAGACGAUGAAGAGGAUGACGAAGACGAUGACGAAAUUGAUCUGGAGAAUGAAAAGCCCAAGAAGAAGAGAAAGGUGUGUCGAGAUGGUUGCUGUUAA
Cryptococcus wingfieldii CBS 7118 is the source of this 816-nucleotide messenger RNA. Its product is annotated as template-activating factor I. The coding region runs from base 1 to 816 and encodes 271 amino acids. Gene Ontology annotation, biological process: nucleosome assembly. Gene Ontology annotation, molecular function: histone binding; chromatin binding. Gene Ontology annotation, cellular component: nucleus; chromatin. NCBI's taxonomy places the organism in Eukaryota, Fungi, Basidiomycota, Tremellomycetes, Tremellales, Cryptococcaceae. The transcript has 7 exons. The record is from RefSeq and is a predicted model, not a curated record.